Molecule: messenger RNA, 3527 nt
Organism: Amphimedon queenslandica
Lineage: Eukaryota; Metazoa; Porifera; Demospongiae; Haplosclerida; Niphatidae
Product: ATP-citrate synthase-like
Exons: 24
Coding region: 119-3427 (1102 amino acids)
Biological process (GO): intracellular protein transport; fatty acid biosynthetic process; citrate metabolic process
Cellular component (GO): membrane coat; cytosol
Molecular function (GO): ATP citrate synthase activity
Source: RefSeq, a predicted model, not a curated record
GGUGAGGAUGUGAUAGUGUGACCUUUUCUCACAACUCACAAGUAGUGAAGCUAUAAAAUUGCCCUCAACUUCAAAUACAAAGCCACUCUCCUUUUCUUUGUCUUCACUCGGCAUCAUCAUGGCUAAAGCUAUCAGAGAGAAGGACGGGAAAGCUAUCCUCUGCUCUUACCUGAAUGAGCUCCGCUUCUCCGAAGAAUAUAAAGACUUUACUGUAAAGCUACCUCCUCUUCGCUCACUAACUGCAACUAGCACUAACUUAGAGGAACUGGCCUCCAACAACCAAUGGCUUAAGAAUGAGUCUCUGGUUGUCAAACCAGAUCAGCUGAUAAAGAGAAGAGGGAAGUUAGGUCUCGUCGGUCUCAAUAAAACCCUCAAGGAAGUCCAGCUGUGGCUAAAAGAUAACGAAAACAAGGAGAUACAAGUUGACGCUGCUACUGGGAAACUUAGAAAUUUUAUCGUUGAGCCUUUUAUGCCACACGCUGAUAAGGAGGAGUAUUAUUUAUGCAUUUAUGCUACAAGGAGUGGAAACACAGUCCUGUUUCAUACAGAGGGAGGAAUGAGUGUAGGGGAUAUUGACAGCAAAGCUUAUCGUGUUGAUAUUGAUAUUGAUUCCACGCUGGGUAUUGAUAGAGCCCUGAGUCUUGUUGAAUCAGCACCUUCUGAUAUGAGACAGGUUUUGGCUGAAUACAUUGUGCUACUCUACAGAGCCUAUGCUGACCUUUAUUUCACAUAUCUUGAGAUCAACCCACUUGUGGUGAAGGGCAAUGCUGUUCAUAUGCUUGAUUUAGCUGCUAAACUCGAUUCAACUGCCGAGUAUCUUUGCAAAAAGAAGUGGUCUGGGAUUGAGUUCCCUCCACCAUUUGGAAGGGAUGCUUUACCCGAGGAGUCUUACAUAGCUGAUCUAGAUGCUAAGAGUGGUGCAUCUCUCAAACUGACAGUGUUGAAUCAAGCUGGUAGAAUAUGGACGAUGGUUGCUGGGGGUGGAGCUUCAGUUAUAUACAGUGAUACUAUUUGUGAUUUAGGAGGUGGAGCUGAAUUAGCUAAUUACGGAGAAUACUCUGGUGCCCCCAGUGAGUCACAGACUUACGAGUAUGCUAAGACGAUCCUUGGUUUAAUGACUAGUGGUCCUACAAGACCUGAUGGGAAAAUACUGAUAAUAGGAGGAGGAAUAGCUAACUUCACUAAUGUAGCCGCAACUUUUAAAGGUAUUGUAAGGGCACUUCAAGACUUUAAGCACAAACUGAUAGAGCACAAAGUAACCGUUUUUGUCCGAAGAGGAGGCCCCAAUUACCAAGAGGGUUUAAGGGUGAUGAGAGAGGCCGGCUCCAAGCUAGAGAUUCCUCUUCAUGUGUUUGGUCCUGAGACUCACAUGACUGCUGUGGUGGGGAUGGCUCUUGGCAAGAGACCACUGCCUAAAUCAUUUGAAGAGACGACACCGCAGAAUUCGUUCAAAGUUCCAAUAACUCCAGUGACCUCUGGCUCUUCCCUGGCUGAAAUGGCUAACAGAGAUGCCACUCCUCCAGUAUCAGUCCUUGUCAAUUUGUGGGAGGAGACACAAGAGGCUGCCUACUCUCCUCCCACUCCGCUCUUCACUAAUAAGACUGUUGCUAUUGUAUGGGGUAUGCAGCCAAGGGCUGUUCAGAGCAUGUUGGACUUUGAUCAUCUUUGCUCAAGAGUCAAGCCAUCAGUAGCUGCUAUGGUGUAUCCUUUUAGUGGCAAUCACAAGCAGAGGUUUUACUGGGGAUCCAAGGAAAUCCUUUUACCAGUUUAUAAGAAUAUGUCUGAAGCAGCUGCCAAGCACCCCGAGGCUGAUGUUCUUGUCAAUUUUGCUUCUCUUCGUUCAGCAUAUGAGGCAUCAGUUGAAGCUAUGACCUAUAAACAAUUCAAGUGUAUUGCUAUCAUUGCUGAGGGUAUCCCAGAGAAUCUCACUAAGAAGCUGAUCAAAAUGGCCAAUGAAAAGAAAGUCUCAAUCAUUGGUCCAGCUACAGUGGGUGGGAUCAAACCAGGCUGCUUCAAAAUCGGCAACACUGGAGGAAUGACCGAUAACAUCAUCUCAUCCAAACUGUAUCGUCCCGGGAGUGUCGCUUAUGUGUCUCGCUCUGGUGGUAUGUCAAACGAGCUCAAUAAUAUAAUAUCAGGCUGUACUAAUGGGGUCUAUGAAGGAGUUGCUAUUGGAGGGGACAGGUACCCUGGGACAACAUUUAUGGAUCACAUCUUUCGCUAUCAUGACAACCCGGACGUCAAGAUUCUAGUUGUGUUAGGAGAAGUUGGCGGAAUAGAAGAGUAUGAGAUAUGCAAGAAUGUUAAGUCAGGGAGAUUGUUCAAGCCAGUUAUUGCCUGGUGCAUUGGUACUUGUGCUAAAAUGUUCUCAUCAGAAGUCCAGUUUGGUCAUGCUGGUGCUUGUGCUACUAGUGAUAAAGAAACAGCUGAUGCUAAAAACAAGGCACUUUUAGAAGCUGGUGCUAUUGUUCCUGAUAGCUUUGAUACACUUGGAACAGUUAUCAGAGAGGUGUAUGAGCAACUGGUAGCAGCUGGACUGAUUGUACCUGCUCCUGAGAAACAACCACCAACUCUACCAAUGGACUACUCAUGGGCUCAAGAGCUCGGUCUUAUUAGAAAGCCGUCAUCUUUCCUUUCCAGUAUCUGUGACGAGAGAGGAGAGGAGCUGCUCUAUGCUGGUAUGCCUAUAUCUGAUGUCUUCAAGGAGGAGAUUGGAAUAGGAGGUGUCCUUAGUCUACUCUGGUUCCAAAGAAGGUUGCCCGAAUAUGCUUGCAAGUUUCUAGAGAUGUGUCUGAUGGUGACAGCAGAUCACGGUCCAGCAGUCUCAGGUGCCCACAAUACCAUUGUAACCACUAGAGCAGGCAAGGAUCUCGUGUCAUCACUGACUUCUGGUUUACUUACCAUUGGUGAUAGGUUUGGUGGUGCAUUGGAUGGUGCUGCCACUCAGUUCUCUGAAGCUUAUGAUUCUGGCAUAAUCCCAAUGGAGUUUGUGAAUGAAACACGCAAACAGCACAAGCUCAUUAUGGGAAUUGGACACCGUGUCAAAUCACUUAACAAUCCUGACAUGAGGGUCCUUAUCAUUAAAGAGUUUGUUAAGAGUAAUUUCCCAGUUACUCAUGUACUGGACUAUGCACUUGAAGUAGAGAAAAUCACCACAUCAAAAAAGCCUAAUCUUAUAUUGAAUGUUGAUGGUGUCAUUGCUACUUCAUUUGUUGAUCUCAUUCGUUACAGUGGAGCAUUCACACCAGAGGAGGCACACGAGUAUUUGGAGAUUGGUACAUUGAAUGGUUUGUUUGUUCUUGGGAGAACUAUGGGAUUUAUUGGUCACUAUCUAGACCAGAAGAGAUUGAAGCAAGGUCUCUAUCGUCAUCCGUGGGACGACAUAUCCUACCUCAACCCUCAGAUGAUCCCUGACCUCUUGUUCUAAACCACAGGAUAUUUAAAAAGUCAUUAUUUUAAUUCUUUGACCUCUUAUUAGUGAUUAGUAAUUAUUAUUAUUAACAAAUACAUUAAGUUUGUUGAUUGCA